AAUGGCAACACUACUCAAGCGCAGCCAACUUCAUUGACUUCCUUUCUUUCCAAAACUCUGAAGAUGUCGAAUAUCAAGAGGAAGAAGACCAGGAAGCUGCGUGGUCAUGUCAGCCAUGGUCAUGGUCGUAUCGGCAAGCACCGCAAGCAUCCUGGAGGUCGCGGUAACGCUGGUGGUAUGCACCAUCACCGCAUCAACUUCGACAAAUACCAUCCCGGUUACUUCGGUAAAGUUGGUAUGAGGAACUUCCAUUUGCGCCGCCAGCACAAAUUCAGACCAGAAAUCAAUCUGGACAAAUUGUGGUCUCUGGUUGGACCCGAGAAAUUCGCCGAACUGGAGAAGGAGAAGAGCACCAAGGCACCAGUCAUCGAUCUGGUUCAAUUUGGUUACUACAAGCUGCUGGGACGCGGUCACUUGCCCGCUCGCCCCGUCAUUGUGAAGGCCAAAUACUUCUCCAAGAAAGCUGAAGACAAAAUCAAGAAGGCCGGUGGUGUCUGCUUGUUGAGGGCUUAAGUUUUAAGAUUCUUCUACAAAAUAAAAGCAAAUGGAAUACAUUCGACCAUCAAAAAUGUAUUUGUUUUUUAAUAAAUUUAAAAGGAAAAACAA
This is a messenger RNA of Drosophila willistoni, 606 nucleotides long. RefSeq names its product 60S ribosomal protein L27a (gene RpL27A). The transcript has 4 exons. Gene Ontology annotation, cellular component: cytosolic large ribosomal subunit; ribosome. The coding region runs from base 64 to 513 and encodes 149 amino acids. The record is from RefSeq and is a predicted model, not a curated record. Gene Ontology annotation, molecular function: structural constituent of ribosome. Gene Ontology annotation, biological process: translation. NCBI's taxonomy places the organism in Eukaryota, Metazoa, Arthropoda, Insecta, Diptera, Drosophilidae.